AUGGCUUAUUCACACAUGGGAUACUCUUACUCUAGCACGCCGCAGUUUCUAAUGACAUCGGGCUCCCCUCCAUCCCAUCCGGCUCUGAGCUGCCCGCUGUACGAGGGCAGGGUUCUGCGGUCCCCCGCGGCGACCAGCAUCGGUCUCUGCAGCGGUGCCUACCCCAAGGGUCAAGCCUACUAUAAUACUUGUUCCAGCGAUGCAUCUGCCAUCUACUCCAGGAACCCACUCCAUUCCAAAGAAGGGGCCAUGCCUGCACAAACUGGGGCAUCUCAAGCCCCAGCCUACUAUCCUUAUGAGUACAGCUUCGGGCAGUACCCUGACGACAGAUACGGGUACUCUUGCACUGAUGGAGCGUCUCGCCGUAAGAACGCCACCCGGGAGACCACCAGCACGCUGAAGGCCUGGCUGCAGGAGCACCAGAAGAACCCCUACCCCACCAAGGGGGAGAAGAUCAUGCUGGCCAUCAUCACCAGGAUGACCCUUACGCAGGUGUCCACAUGGUUCGCCAACGCACGCAGGAGGCUGAAGAAGGAGAACAAGGUGACGUGGUCGCCACGCGCCUGCAAGAGCUCAGAGGACCGGGGCGCUGACGAGGACAGCGACGCAGGGGAAGAGCAAAUUAAAAGUGAGCAGGAGGCCUGUGAUCCGAGUCUGGGCGAUCUGCAGAGCGACCUGGAGGAUUUUGACCGGCUGGAGUCCGACGGAUCAGAGAGCGAACCAAAGACAGACUAUGUCCCAGACGGAGGCGGGACAGGAACCCCCCUGGCCGAGCUCUCGCACAGCAGGCAGCCUGUCGCCAGUGACUCGGACACGACGCGCGGGAAACACAGGAUUCCCUCGGACUGCCCCGGCCUGACCGCGGCCCACCCCCAGAGCAGCGCCUUCUACCCCCUGGUGGACCUCCCCGUCUCCUCCGAGGCCACGCUGAAGAUCUGGUCUAUUGCUCGCCAGGCCGCGUCUUUACAGCCGGAGUACUCCCCCUGCAUGCUGGCGUGUCCCUCCUCCCCGGGCUAUCCCGCCAGCAUGGGGCUGACUGCCCCCGCAGCCUCUCCCGGCACGAGGCAUGACUCACCAGUGGCCACGCUCAGAGAUUGGGUGGACGGCGUUUUCCACGACGGUCUGUUCCAACAGCGAGCUCCUCACCAGGCACUGGCCGAGUCGGAGGGGACGGCGGUGUGGGAGGGGCUUAGUUAUGGACAGACGGACAGCAGGGCGGCGGGACACUCCUAUUGA
This is a messenger RNA of Gadus chalcogrammus (walleye pollock), 1236 nucleotides long. RefSeq names its product iroquois homeobox 4b (gene irx4b). Gene Ontology annotation, cellular component: nucleus. The coding region runs from base 1 to 1236 and encodes 411 amino acids. Gene Ontology annotation, biological process: cell development; regulation of transcription by RNA polymerase II; neuron differentiation. Lineage: Eukaryota; Metazoa; Chordata; Actinopteri; Gadiformes; Gadidae. Gene Ontology annotation, molecular function: RNA polymerase II cis-regulatory region sequence-specific DNA binding; DNA-binding transcription factor activity, RNA polymerase II-specific. The transcript is spliced from 7 exons. The record is from RefSeq and is a predicted model, not a curated record.